Raphanus sativus (radish) is the source of this 1844-nucleotide messenger RNA. RefSeq lists its product as uncharacterized. The record is from RefSeq and is a predicted model, not a curated record. Bases 536 to 1474 code for a protein of 312 amino acids. Lineage: Eukaryota; Viridiplantae; Streptophyta; Magnoliopsida; Brassicales; Brassicaceae. The transcript has 6 exons.
AACAAAAGUCUUCAGUUUCAUACUUGGGGGAAAAUUAAAUAGCUAAUAAAUAAAUAAAAAAGGAUCAGAGGGAGUGAUAGAGAGAGAACAAGCGUUUCGUCCUCUUCUUCGUUUUCUUUCUUCCAUUAAUACAAAGCAAUCCUAAGCUUUAUUCAUCUUUCACUUCAGUUUCUCUGUCUCCAUUGAGAGUAACAAAAUUAUAUUUAAAAAAACUCUUUACUUUUCUGAUUCUCAUUUAAUAUCUCAAAUCAAAAGUUUCGAUUUCUGAAAGAAUCCUUCUCGUUCUGUUUGGUGGGUUUUGUUUUUGUUUUUAAGAGAAGUUUCUGUCAGAGAGAAUCGGUCGGGAUAUACCAAAGGUGUUUAAAGGGAAAAAGAUUUUAGGUUGGGAAUUGCCAUAAAGCUUUACCAUACUGGGGACUAAUGAGAGACGACUGAGAAGUUAUUACAUUUCCAAAAUUUUGCGUGGACUCGAUUAUGCUAAAGAUCUGAUCUCAGCAAGAGGUUGAGCCCAAGAAGAAGAAAAACAGGAGAGAUAAUGUGGUGGUGGUGUUCUUCAUCAAAAGGUCGUUCAAAUCUGGAGAGGUUUCUCUUAGGAGUCACUCCCAAGCCUCCUUCAUUUUCUCUUCCUCAGGAGGGGAAGAAAGGGAUAGAGUAUUUCACGCUUGGUGAUCUCUGGGAUUGCUACGAUGAGCUGAGCGCGUAUGGUUUUGGAUCACAUGUUGAUCUAAACAAUGGUGAAACCGUUGUGCAAUAUUAUGUCCCAUAUCUAUCCGCCAUCCAAAUCCACACUAACAAACCCGCUUUGACGUCCAGGAGCCUGAAUGAGGUGGUUGAGUCUGAGAGUAGUGAGUGUUGGAGUGAUAGUGAGAGUGAAAAAUUGUUGUCAAGAUCCAUGAGUAAUGAUUCAAGCAAAACAUGGGAUGCUGUCUCUGAAGAUUCGGUUUUUGAUCCAGAUGGUACACUAUUGCUGAGAGAUAGACUUGGUUACCUUGACUUCAAGUACAUAGAAAGAGAUACUCCGUACAAGCGUGUUCCCUUAACCGACAAGAUAAAAGAGCUCACUGAGAAAUAUCCGGGACUGAUGACCUUAAGGAGUGUCGAUAUGUCUCCUGCAAGCUGGAUGGCUGUUGCGUGGUACCCGAUAUAUCACAUCCCAAGCUGCAAGAACGAGAAGGACUUGACGACUGGCUUCUUAACUUAUCAUACGUUGUCUUCUUCUUUUCAAGAUAAUGUGGUGGAAGGAGAUCUUAGCAACAACAGUUUCAAGGAAGAAACAGAGUGUUGUGUUGCAAACAAGAGAAUCCCAUUGCCUCCGUUUGGGCUAGCUGCUUACAAAAUGCAAGGAGAUCUUUGGGGAACAACAGGGUUUGACCAGGACCGGUUGGUUUACCUUCAGAGUGCUGCAGAUUCAUGGCUGAAGCAGCUAAAUGUUGAUCACCAUGACUAUAACUUCUUCAUAAACUCCAACUUUUAAAGAUCAGUGGAGGGGUCCUCUUAACGUUUUACCCUUUUUUCAAACACUAAAAAAAACUAAAAAAAAAACAUAACACUGAGAACUGUUCUUUAUUGUUCCAAGCUCCUUGCUGUUUGUGUGUUUUCUUGGUUGUUGUCUGGCUCGUUGUGUUGCUUCAACACAACGGCCAUCGCGGAGUUUUUUUUCUUCUCAUGCUGCAAGCCAUGGAUGUUACUAAGAAGCUAACAGAGUUUUUCUCUUGCAUGAGACCAUGUAAAUGAAGUUGGCUACUCUUUUACUUCUCUUCUGUUUUCUUUUUUACUAAAUGGAUCUGUGAACUCUGUUUUGUACUUUUCUGUCUGAAUAUAUGAAAAUCUGUGCCUAUCUUGUA